Molecule: messenger RNA, 1730 nt
Organism: Otolemur garnettii (small-eared galago)
Lineage: Eukaryota; Metazoa; Chordata; Mammalia; Primates; Galagidae
Gene: CA3
Product: carbonic anhydrase 3
Exons: 7
Coding region: 86-868 (260 amino acids)
Cellular component (GO): cytoplasm
Molecular function (GO): zinc ion binding; carbonate dehydratase activity
Source: RefSeq, a predicted model, not a curated record
UAUAUAAAAGGCGCGGGCUCGCGGGGACUCGGCGCGACGCUGGGGAAGGGAAGGCAGGAGCCAUCCAGCGAGGAGAAAGACGACCAUGGCCAAGGAGUGGGGCUACGCCGACCACAACGGUCCUGACCACUGGCCGGAACUUUUUCCAUUUGCCAAGGGGAACGAACAGUCACCCAUUGAGCUGCAUACUAAAGACAUCCAGCAUGACCCUUCUCUGCAGCCCUGGUCAGUGUCUUAUGAUGGUGGCUCUGCCAAGACCAUCCUGAACAACGGGAAGACCUGCAGGGUGGUGUUUGAUGAUACCUAUGACAGGUCAAUGCUUAGAGGUGGUCCUCUCUCCGGACCCUACCGACUUCGCCAGUUUCAUCUCCACUGGGGCUCCUCGGAUGAUCACGGCUCUGAGCACACCGUGGAUGGAGUCAAGUAUGCAGCAGAGCUUCAUUUGGUUCACUGGAAUCCAAAGUAUAACACUUUUAAAGAAGCUCUGAAGCAGCAUGAUGGAAUUGCUGUGAUUGGCAUAUUUCUAAAGAUAGGACGUGAGAAAGGCGAGUUUCAGAUUUUCCUUGAUGCACUGGACAAAAUUAAGACAAAGGGCAAGGAGGCGCCCUUCACGCACUUCGACCCGUCCUGCCUGUUCCCCGCGUGCCGGGACUACUGGACCUACCACGGCUCCUUCACCACCCCGCCCUGCGAGGAGUGCAUCGUGUGGCUGCUGCUGAAGGAGCCCAUCACAGUGAGCUCCGACCAGAUGGCCAAGCUGCGGAGCCUCCUCUCCAGCGCCGAGAACGAGCCCCCGGUGCCCCUUGUGAGAAACUGGCGCCCUCCGCAGCCUAUCAAGGGCAGGCUGGUGAAAGCCUCCUUCAAAUGAAGAGGCGGGAUCUUGCCCUCUUCAGGAAAGGAAACCUGCCACUGGAGAGCUUGCUUCCUCGCCUCCCUCGGGGCUCCUUCCUCUAAGCAUAGUUCCUUUCUCUGCGCUGAGCAGUGAGUGUGAGAGGCGCAGUCACCAAGAAACCAAAGUUCCGUUUGACAAGAUCUAACAUGAAAGUAUAGAUUUCACAUUUGCCUUUUGUAAUCAUCAUCCUCCCUGUAAAAGUAGAAUUUGUAGGAAGGUUUCCAAGAAGACGCUGAGAUGGAAAAGUAAAGAUACAGAAAAAUGGCGAUCGGACACCACUUUUCUGCCUUCUUAACUCUAGUAGAACUUUAGCUUUCCUAUUUUCAAAUUACGCGUAGUCCAUCUUAAACCACGAGCAGUUCUAUAUGUAGGAGGGCUUUCUGAAAUCGUAUAUCAAUAAAGCAUAAACGGGAAAUUAAAGUGGCUCAGGACACCAAGAAUUGAGAUGAUAAUGUGUCUUAACUCUUAACACCAACAAGAAGUCCAUCACUUAUUGAACUUUGAACUAAGAUUCCUUGGUUUUAGCUGAGCUCUUUGAAAAGAAAGGAAAACCCAGGAAGACCAGGAGUUUUAAAAAGUUUGAUCCAAUAUUUGACUUUCUUCUCCACAAAGGUGGUUGACUUUAUCCUAGUAUCUUUCUUUACCUGAAGGAGGGCCAUUUAUUUUUAAUUUCAUCACUUUUAUCUUUGCAUGACUAUUAAAAUAAGAACUGCCUCCGAUGCCUUUCUGACGUGAGGCAGGAAUGAACGAUUCCUAGAACGUGAAGGCGUGAAUGACGACGCUCGGAGUGAACGCAGUUGUUCUGAUCACCAAAACCAAUAAAGACGUGGAUGCAAAA